GAAAACAGACUUGAAUUUGACUUUACAAAAACAGCUGCACUUCGAUGAGCGGGAAAAAACCAAGUGCUCGCUAUAGUCCGUACUUCGAUUCUAGACCCACUCAAUCAACCACUGCAAACACUGCAUCUGCCCAAGCUGGUAAAACUGAUAGAAAGACGAAAAGUAAGAAGUAUGGUGACUUGACAGAAGAAGAUGUCAUGAAGUUACUCCUACCAGACAGAGUUGAUUACAAUCUGGACGUUCUGUUUAUUGGAAUCAACCCAGGAUUGACAUCUGCAUACAAAGGGCAUCAUUACGCUGGACCAAAUAAUCAUUUCUGGCCAUGUUUGUUUGAUUCCAAACUUGUUCCAGAGAAACUUACUUACAAGGAAGAUGAGAAAUGCCCUUCAUAUGGGAUUGGUUUAACCAAUAUCGUAAUGAGAACAACACGAGGUAGUUCUGACCUAUCCCGCAAAGRAAUCAAGGAUGGUAUUGAUGAACUAAUUGCAAAGAUUGAAAAGUAUAAGCCUCUUAUAGCUUGUUUUAAUGGAAAAGGCAUUUAUGAGAUAUUCUCUGGAUCAAAGUGUCAAAUAGGAAAGCAACCUAAUAAUAUACCAGGAACAGAUGCAGUAGUAUAUGUGAUGCCAUCAACAUCAGGUCGAACAAUGACAUAUCCCCGUGCAAGUGAUAAGUUACCCUUUUUCAAAGAACUAAAAGUACUCAGAGAUGCAAAGAGAGCUCCUUUUCUGCAUGACCAAUCUACAACAUAAGUUUUAAACCAAACAAACAAGUCAGGAAAGAGAUUAAAAUGCUAAGAAUGUAAAACUUAAUACUUUUAAUAAUUUUAAAAUAUAAAGUAAGCAGUUAUUCCUGUACAUUAAUACAUUCUAAAAAUCAUAUUUAAAUUCUUGGAAAAAAAUUAUUGACAUGCAAAUCUAUAAUUCUUAAUCUUAUUAAUCUUAAAUUUUAAAAAAUCUGAUAAUAUUUAAAAUGUGCUACGAUUUAAUCUGUCCUUCAAUCCUAAACCUUCAAAUUUCACGAAUACCUUGAGACAACUGGCUCUGGGCUGAUCAAAGUCAAGGCACGACCAACUCGCAGAUCAAAUCGAAAUUUAGUUCGUAAGGUUUUGCGGAGAUAGGAAAACUGGAAAACAAGGAGAAAAUCCUUGAAUAAAUGGAAAGGGUGCUAAAAUAAACUCUUCUUACAUGUGAUGGCAAGUCCAGUAAUCACAGCCAAGAGCCGUGAGGUGAGGGGAGGGGAGGGUAGUCUACUACCGAGCGCGACACCUAGUCAAUCUUGCCUCCUCUCCUCUACCCCCCUGCUAUGUCAAACUUUGCUUCCUUUGUUACAAACGACUAUUCUUAGCUGUAUUUAUUGACACCCUGUAGCUUCUAAUAAAACUGAUAACAUUGAUGCUCUA
Molecule: messenger RNA, 1399 nt
Organism: Actinia tenebrosa (Australian red waratah sea anemone)
Lineage: Eukaryota; Metazoa; Cnidaria; Anthozoa; Actiniaria; Actiniidae
Product: G/T mismatch-specific thymine DNA glycosylase
Biological process (GO): base-excision repair, AP site formation
Cellular component (GO): nucleus
Molecular function (GO): uracil DNA N-glycosylase activity; pyrimidine-specific mismatch base pair DNA N-glycosylase activity
Source: RefSeq, a predicted model, not a curated record